Messenger RNA from Sesamum indicum (sesame), 1473 nucleotides. RefSeq names its product calcium uniporter protein 1, mitochondrial-like. NCBI's taxonomy places the organism in Eukaryota, Viridiplantae, Streptophyta, Magnoliopsida, Lamiales, Pedaliaceae. The record is from RefSeq and is a predicted model, not a curated record. Gene Ontology annotation, cellular component: uniplex complex. Gene Ontology annotation, molecular function: calcium channel activity; uniporter activity. Gene Ontology annotation, biological process: mitochondrial calcium ion homeostasis; calcium import into the mitochondrion.
AACUAUGACACGCUCUUAAAUUCACCGUUACUAUACGUAUAUAUAUAUAUAUAUGUAUAUAUAUCCUUCAUCUUGCACUCCCUUUUUCUUCGUUUCUUGGUUUUUGUGCUCUUCUCCUCGUUGAGAUUCACCCCCUCUUUUGUUUGGGUUUUGGUUUUCUUGAUGUUCAUCAAUGGCGGACGACAUAAUCUAGCGAUUGCUGUGAAUUGAAAUCCGUAUCACGCUCGUUAAAGGACGUUGGUUUUUGAAACUGAAAAGGAUUUAAAACAGGGAUUUGGGAGUUAUAGUUGAGGAAGAAUGUGGAGGAAUCCAGGUACCAUUUUGUUGAAACAGGUGUUCAAGUCGGCCGUGAGACCCGCCAGGCCGGGACCCACUUUCGGUUCAUUCAACUAUUGCAGAGGAUUUGUGGGUUCAUCGUUUCGCCGCCACUGCAGCUCCGCCGCGGGCGGCGGAGGUGGGAGCGGGGACGAGAAUGAGCUGACGUAUGCGGAGGCGAAGAGGUUGAUGAGGCUGGUGAAUGUGGAGGCGCUGAAAGAGAAGCUAGGAGUGGAGGACAAGGAAGUGAUCUCGUACGCGGAGCUCUUGAGAGCCUGCGAGAGCAUUGGCGUCGCUAAGUCGUCGGAUGAGGCAGCGGCCUUCGCUAGAGUUCUUGAUGAAGCUGGUGUCGUUUUGCUCUUCCGCGACAAAGUCUACCUCCAUCCUGAUAAGGUCGUUGAUUUGGUUAGAAGGGCAGUGCCCCUUGCGCUUCUACCUGAAGAUGACCCAUGUAAAGAUGAGCUCAAGAAACUGGAGGAGAAGAAGGAAGAGAUCGAUAUGCUGGCUCACAAACAAGUCCGUCGCAUAUUGUGGACUGGGUUGGGAUUUAGCGUGGUACAGGUCGGACUCUUCUUUCGUCUGACAUUCUGGGAAUUUUCUUGGGAUGUGAUGGAGCCAAUUGCAUUUUUCACAACCACAACUGGGAUAGUCAUAGGUUAUGCCUACUUCCUGUUCACUUCAAGAGACCCAAGUUACCAAGAUGUGCUGAAGAGGCUCUUCCUCUCAAGGCAGAGAAAGCUCAUUAAGAAACAUAAUUUUGACAUGCAGAGGUUCAUGGAGUUGCAGAAAAAAUGCAAGUCCUCUCUGGAUCCAUGUACAUCCAUCAAAAGGCGGCUGGGAGUAGAGUUGGAACCAGAGGACCUUUUACAUGAUCGUUAAUGCCGGAUCUUUCACAAAGAUUUGUGUCUUUUAAAGGCACUUAUUUGACAAUUAACCAAAAGCUCCUGUUUUUCUUUGAGGGAGUUCAUACAUGCCAAGUUUUUCUUGGUUGCCUCUACCAAUGUUUAGAAUGACUAUUAGAUUUUUCAGUACUUCCUCUAGACGAGAGAGGAUACGGAAAGGAUUCACGCUGGCACUUGUAAUUUGUUUACACAGUCACAUAUAAUAUUGUAUCAGAUACAUAUUUGGCCUAAAUUAUUCUUCUUCUUAUGUUUUAUA